Messenger RNA from Petromyzon marinus (sea lamprey), 1692 nucleotides. RefSeq lists its product as uncharacterized. Gene Ontology annotation, molecular function: protein binding. NCBI's taxonomy places the organism in Eukaryota, Metazoa, Chordata, Hyperoartia, Petromyzontiformes, Petromyzontidae. The record is from RefSeq and is a predicted model, not a curated record. Gene Ontology annotation, cellular component: cytoplasm.
CACUGUGAUCGUCAUCACCACAGCGUCAGUCUUGGUGUGUUUACGUUGCCAUGGAGGCGUCUUUAGUCGGCUCGCAACACCAACCUCUAAGCGGGGCAGGCAACUCUUCCCGGGACAAGCCACAGUAUUUAAUUGAGAUGCAUACGAAAAGCAAAAACAUGAAGUUCAAAGAUUAUCAGCAGUUGUCUUGAGACUUGGUAAGGCUUUUUUGGAUACAUACAGGGUACCGUAUUAUUCUUACAUACAAUAUAAAUAUUUGCAUCUCAUUCAAUCGUCCAACACAUUAUUACAAAUGUUAUGGACUAAUUCAUCAUCAUCAUCAUCACACAAUGAUCAAUCCACUGGCGGAUAAAGUAUGGUACUCCCAAAACGGCUCCGAUGUAAUGAGGCGGUUUGAUUCAGUAUCAAUAUAAAAUAGCUGAGCAAAAGCCACUGCUGCUACCUCACCAUGAGCAAGUGGCCGGGUCAGUCCGGGCAGGAUCCGGGUCACGAUCAAGGUCACGAACACCACAGUCAGGGUCACCACAGUCAGGGUCACCACAGUCAGGGCCACCCCAACACACGGGACACGACUGCGGCGGAGCGACGCUUGCGCCUGCGCGUGGACAAGCACCCGCUGUUCGAAGGCAAGCGCCUCAAGCUGUCGGGCCGAGAGCUUCUGUCGCUCCCCGCGGAGCUGUUCUCCCUCUCCGAGCUGGAGGUGCUGGACCUGAGCCCCGAGCGGGAGAGCUGCAUCCACUACACGCUGCGCUCGCUGCCCGCGGACGUGUGCCGCCUGCACAACCUGCGCGUCCUCUGCCUCGACACCAACGAGCUCAGGGAGUUGCCCUCCGAGGUGUCGCUGCUGGCCAACCUGGAGCGCGUGAGCCUCAGCAACAACGCGCUCACCGCCCUCCCGCGGGGUCUGGGCGGCCUGCGGAAGCUGAGGAGCGUGCACCUGGCCAACAAUAAGCUGGGCCCUGUGCUGCCCGCCGAACUGUGCCAGCUCAAGGCCCUCUGCUUUCUCGAUGCAAGCGACAACUGCAUAGAGCGCCUGCCGAGCGCCAUCGGCUCCAUGGCCAAGCUGGAGACUCUGUUGCUGCUCUACAACUCCAUUCGGGAGCUGCCGGAUGAGCUGUGCUCUCUGACCACGCUGAGGACCCUGUGGUUGGGCAGCAACCGCCUGCGCAGUCUGCCCAGGGGAUUUGGGGAGCUGCGCGGCCUGCGGUGGGGUUCGAGCGGCGCCGAUGUGGACGGCAAUCCCAUGGCGGAGCCGCCCCUGGACGUCUGCCGCCGUGGGGUGGAGGCCAUCGGACGUUACUUUGCGCUGAGGGACUCGGCUGGGGUCGCGGGGCCUGCCGGCCCGGGGGCGAACCUCGACUUGAAGCGUCAGCGGAGUUUGGGACUUCGCCCGAGCUCAAAACUUAAGCAGGGCUCCAAAGUUGAAGUGAACUCCAACCAUGAUGAUCCAAAGCAUAACCGUAAUCAUAACCCGCAUUCUAACGCUAACCUCAACUCGAAUCAUUACUUGAAGCCGAACUUUAGCUCAAACCUGAGACCCCCUAAUAAGCCGAACCACUACUUUACUCACAAGCCCGAGACUCACUCUAAGCAGAAACCAAGUUAGAAGUUUAACGUCUAUAUUCUUGGGUCUUUCGCAAGCGGUCGUCUUCCUGAAGGCGACCACUUGCGUUGCGAUCGAAACGUCGUAGU